AUGCAGCGCUGUGGUUUGUUCAGAGACACUCUAACCAACAGAGGAAGACACAAUGGACACAACUCGCUGCUGGAACGACCUGUUGUGCACCACGGCCAGCUCCCGGCUCCGCGGACACGCGUGCGUUUGUACGUGCGCGCUCUCUCUCUCAGCAGGCUGGGAGAGGCCAUCUCCCGCUUUCACCUUCCCUCAUCUACGCUCUCGCCCCUCCUCUUGCUCCUCACAUCCGCAGAGCUCUGA
Knipowitschia caucasica is the source of this 240-nucleotide messenger RNA. The record is from the annotation of a GenBank genome assembly. NCBI's taxonomy places the organism in Eukaryota, Metazoa, Chordata, Actinopteri, Gobiiformes, Gobiidae.